Messenger RNA from Ostreococcus tauri, 3423 nucleotides. Its product is annotated as Helicase, C-terminal. Gene Ontology annotation, molecular function: four-way junction helicase activity; 3'-5' DNA helicase activity; nucleic acid binding. Bases 1 to 3423 code for a protein of 1140 amino acids. Lineage: Eukaryota; Viridiplantae; Chlorophyta; Mamiellophyceae; Mamiellales; Bathycoccaceae. Gene Ontology annotation, cellular component: cytoplasm; chromosome; nucleus. The transcript has a single exon. The record is from RefSeq and is a predicted model, not a curated record. Gene Ontology annotation, biological process: DNA replication; double-strand break repair via homologous recombination.
AUGACGAUCGCGUCGUCGUUCGCGCACGAACUCGCGGUCUCGAACCCGCUCGCGGCGCCCCUGCGGCCGGACGUGCGCGAGAGCGAUCUUCGGACGAUGUGGGGGGAGAUUGGGGCGUCGAUGCGAGCGGAGCAGGCGAGCGAGAUGCGAGCGGUGGUUGAUUUUUUGAAAGCGCCGUACGUGAAGACGAACGCGCCGAAUCCGGGGACGGGCGACGCGAGCGAGUGCGUGCGAGCGAGAGCGGUGGGGAUAGAUUUGAGGAGGGAUGCCGAUCGUCGGCCGAUGGUGAUGCCGGGAAGUUCGGUCGAUGGAGGGCUAAGUAGGGCGGCGGCGGCGGGGGCGAGACAGCCGACGCAGCCGGCGUUCGACGACGACGACGACGACGACGACGUGCUGGCAGAUCUAGACAUCGAUGCGGUCGUGCUUCGUCAGAAGGCUGGUACUUCGACCGGAGGUGUCGAUCGGGGUGCGACGGCGCCGGAUCGGACGACAGUUGCUCCGACGCGAGCUCCGUCUUAUGCGCCCACUCCGUCUUAUGUGCCUGCUGUUUCGCCGACGAUGGAGUGUCAAGCGCCGCCGUUGGACGGCUCCGGGGCGGAUUGGCGAUGUGAGCAUGGGAAUGCCUUACACGCGUGUCCGCAUCGCGGCGCGCACGUGCAAAAGCUGAGACCGAUUUUGGAUAGUAUUGUAUUCCAGCUGGAGGACGACGACGUGGCGCUGAAAAAUAGCGAAAGAAAAUUAUUGAUGUAUCAGCGGAAGGAGGGGGAAACGAUCGUCCAAGUGUGCGGAGAUGGCAGCAGAAAUAUCGGUCAACACACCGGACCUGUUCCCGGUCAUCACGUUCCGAUGAGCGGCCCAGGGAUUGUCGAGCCGACUCAUUACCAGGAGCCGCCUCGUUACCAGGAUCCUCCGCGGUAUGAGGCUCCAUCGACGUCGAAUUGGGCGGGUCCGCCAGUGAAUGAUUUCAACGACUUGGCCGGUUGGGACGAUGAACCGCUCGGGGAGGAUGUUGUCAUUCCCAUGAACGGAAUCGGGGCGGCAAACGUGAGCUCGAGCAUCGUGGCAACGGAUUGUGAGAUGAAGGGUGGCGAUGCCAAAGACUGGGAUCACACCAACUUUGCGUGGAGUAAGUUAAUCCAACAAACGCUUCGUAAUACCUUCAACGCAAAGUCGUUUCGUAGCUUGCAGUUAUUGGCCGUGAACGCCACCAUGGCGGCGAGAGACUGUCUUGUACUGAUGCCCACCGGCGGCGGAAAGUCUCUUUGCUACCAACUUCCCGCCGUCGUGAAGCCCGGGGUGACUGUUGUCAUAUCACCGCUGAUUUCGCUGAUUCAAGACCAACUGCAUCAUCUCAGCGAAAUGGGGAUUCCAGCAACAGUUUUAUCCGCUGCAAAAGAGAGUGAUAACAGUAUUUACGAUGAUCUUCGCUCGUCGACGCCAGAGCUUCGGCUUCUGUACGUCACUCCUGAAAAGGUGGUGCGAAGUGGAAAGCUGAAAACUGCUCUUCAGCGACUAUACGAAAGAAAUAUGCUGAACCGAUUUGUUUUAGACGAGGCGCACUGCAUCAGUGCAUGGGGGCACGAUUUCAGAAAAGAUUACACUGAAUUGAGGGGGUUGAAGCAUUUGUUUCCGACGACGCCGAUCAUGUGCCUCACGGCAACAGCAACACGAAGAGUUCAGGAUGACAUUGUUCGUCAAUUGAAUCUCCCCAAGUGUCUGCGAUUCUUUGAUACAUUCAACCGAACGAAUCUGACAUACGAAGUUCACCCGAAACUCAAGGGAAAGCAAAUGAUUAGCGAGAUUAAAGAUGUCAUCGUGAAGCGUGGCCUUAUGCGAAACAAGCGCGUUCAGUGUGGCAUCAUUUAUUGCUUCAGUCAAGCUGACUGCGAAAAAAUCGCCAGUGAGCUCAACAAGGUAGAUAGAUCAGCGGGCGAUCACACACGGUUCCCGAAAAGGCUCAAGGCUGUACCUUAUCACGCUGGGUUGCCAGAAGCGACUCGGAAGAAGCACCAAGAAAUGUGGCAAAGAGAUGAAGUAAACAUUAUUUGUGCCACGGUGGCGUUCGGAAUGGGUAUUAACAAACCAAACGUCAGGUUCGUGUUUCAUCACAGUAUGCCCAAGUCUCUCGAGGCGUAUCAUCAGGAGAGUGGUCGGGCCGGUCGUGACGGUGAACACGGACUAUGUAUUCUCUUCUACUCCUGGGGCGAUGCUUCGAAAGCUAGAAGUAUGCUGAUGGACAGCGCUCGGAAAGAGCGUGCUCAGCCGGCGGUGCUCCAAAACAACCUCGAUUCACUCAAUACGAUGGUGUCCUAUUGCGAAAAUAUGGCGGAUUGUCGGCGAACACAGUUGAUGGCUCAUUUUGAUGAGCGCUUUGAACGGUCUCGUUGUCGUGGGAUGUGCGACUCAUGUGCAGCGAUCAAUGCCGGGGUGAAGUUUGAAGAGACCGACGUCACGAAUUUCGUUAUAGGAAUUAUGAAUAUCGUUAGGUCCGUACCAGAAGGUAUCGGUAUCGGUCUGCUCGUAGACGUGUUGAGAGGUUCUGCGGCAAAAACAGUGACGCAGAAACAGUACAACCGGUUGCCUGGUUACGGCGCCGGAAAAGGUUUGGAUAAAUCCGAAGCGGAGCGCAUCGCCCGUGCCAUGGUGUUGCGUGGGUAUCUUAGAGAGAAUACGGUUCGCAGCGAAGGCGCAGGCCCGUUCGCGACGACCGUAACGACGAUUCAUUACAACAGGCCACGGUGUGAAGCCAUUCAGCAGGGUCGAGAACAGUUCAAGAUAGCUUUCAGCAAGAGACGAACUGGCGCAAAGAAGGCGCCCGUUAUCAGUGCUGCUGUGACUGUCACACUCGGCACGCAGCCGGAUACCCAGCCUGAGGCGAUUGACGAUUUCAUUUUCGAUGCUAUUGGUCCAGACAAGGUUGCGAAGCAACGAGAAGACAAUCAGUUGCGCGAAGCUGUUUACACAGCUUUGGACUCGUGGCGUAAACGUAUGGCCGCCGCGCGUCAAGCUAAGGACGGUAGAGAGGUUAAUCUCGACACCGCGUUUCCUCCCGGUCUUAUGCGGGUGCUCGAGGUGGAAAGGCCUGUCACGAUUGAAGAGGCGAAAGCGCUCCUCGAACCUGAAAACAACAAAAUCGAUAAGUCUAACGAGAGAACCAUCUUUAAGAAACGAGUCAACGAGGUCGUCCCGAUCAUCAAACAAGCCGUCGAGUGCUUCAAACAGGGUAUCCCGAAUCCGUACGUUGAAGAGGAUAACCGUCAAGAAGACGAAAUUGAAGACGAAGAGUUCACUUUCAGCGAACGACGCAUGUCUCAGCGCUUGUCGCAGCAACCUCUCGCGCAGCGAAUGUCUCAGCACCCUCUCUCUGAGAAUGUCAGUGACCCGUCGCCGUCUUGGAAAAAAGCGCGUAGAUCGGAUUUUUAG